Monopterus albus (swamp eel) is the source of this 5284-nucleotide messenger RNA. RefSeq names its product cilia and flagella associated protein 92 (putative) (gene cfap92). Lineage: Eukaryota; Metazoa; Chordata; Actinopteri; Synbranchiformes; Synbranchidae. The record is from RefSeq and is a predicted model, not a curated record. The transcript is spliced from 14 exons. The coding region runs from base 67 to 2838 and encodes 923 amino acids.
GAUAAUGGAGAGGCUACAGAUAAAGAACUGGAAGAUGUCCUUAUCCUUGAGACUGAUUUGUCAUCCAUGGAGCACGAUUUGGAAAACAGGUCAAGUGCAACUGAGGAUAUCACAUCACAAAUAGAUGACUGCUCAUAUUACGUCACGUGGACAGUUUACAUUGCUUUAGCUGUUCCAGUAGGUGAAGAAGCUGAUGCCCCUGAGGCUCCUGAAAAGGCCAAGAACAUGAAUAAAAACUCAGCCGUUGUUCUGAUAAAAGCCCACAAAGCUCAGAGCUGCUAUCACAUUGAAUACAUGUUAUUGCCAAAUGAUACAGAGCGAGUCAAAGUGGACCUAAUAGUGUUUGGACCAGUAGCAAAAAUGUACAAAGAAGAUGAGUUCAAGAUCUUGAGGACCUGGCGUGAAGGAGACCAGAUAUGGGUUGGCUGGACCCAAAAUUUCAAUGUCAGAGUCACCAGGAGCAUGUUGAUCAGGCUACUUCCUCACAAGAUCAAGCUCCAGAUAUGGAACAGUAAGGAAAAACUGUGCAGCCAGGCCCGCUAUGAAAGACUGAAAGCCUUCAGGCUGCCACUGGAUCAGCCUGAGGAUGCAACAGACAUGUGUGGUGGCAUCAAGCCUAUGAUAAUCAAUCUGAGAAACAUAUGUGAGAAGAAGUCAUUCACAUCAAAAAAGCACAAAAGUUCUGCAAAGUUUAACUCCAAUUCAGAGAUGGGCUCAGAAACAGAUAAGAAGUUGGAUCCACAAAUGAAAACUGGUUUUCAAAACCUGACAACUGAUGAUCUUGACACCAUCAAAAAUAUUGGCACAACAUCUGUUGAAAUCAGUCCCAUUUGUUUGUUGGCAGGUGAGACCUCGUUUACUGGACAGUUCCCAGUCUGCUCAUCUGGUGUAUUUGAGGUCAUCUGCAACAUCUCUCUCGACAAACCUCUAAUACCUGGCCAACUGAAAGCUGAACUCAAUCCACUGGUCAUCACAAUUUUGUCAGCCACCUCAAUGCCUUCAUCCCCGGUUCCUUUCCACAUUCUGCAGGAAAAAUGCAUCCCUGUAUAUUGCCAGUACAAGUUCCAUAACUUGCACAUGCACAGAACAGACUAUCACAAGCAUGGUGCCAAUAUCUACUUCAGAGAUGUGAAUGUGAUUCUGACUGGUUUGAUGAGUCCUCAGGAGCUCCAAGAGUUCCUCUCUGGUCCACCCCUGCAGAUAGAGGUUCAUGAUCAUGACAGAAAGUUGGAAGAGAUGCCAAAAACUCAGUUUGGCAUGAGGUCGGAUGGUGAUGCGCAAAGCAGUGUAGCACUGUUCAAACAGAAAAUGAUGGACUUUAACUCUCAUGGAAUUGUGAAUCUAAACCUCUCUGAGUUGCUAUUUGGGAAGAAAAGUAUAAAGGCAUGUUUACCAAUAAAAUGCUGCCCUCAACCUCUGCUGCUGGGCAGGAAUAGAAGUACAUGGAGCAGGAAGAUUAUGGACACAAUAGCUAGCAGAGAGCCUAUGCCACAGGGCCACUAUUUUGAGGCCAAUUCUCAACUCAAAGUCAAGGUUGAGAUAGCUUGUCCACUCAAUGUUAAGAAUGACAGCUGUGAGAUAGAUUCCUAUGGCAGACCAUUUGGGCGCAUUAUCUACCUCUUUGAUUACAACAACUUCUCUGUGAUGACCAAGCUGAGAUCAGAAAUCCUCAGAAUCAACACGUCAGCCUCACUGGAAACCACUGAGAGAUGCCUAUCAAAUUACAUAAAUUCUAAGCAUGAUGAGAGCAAGGAUCUGGAUUUUGUUACAGGAUUCCAUGUGCUAGAUAAGAGGAUGCACAUCUUUGUUCUUGAAGGGCUGAAACAUAAAGCAGUGAGGAGGCUCUGGGAGGCUGUUCCUAUGAAGCUAAGUGGGAGUGAGGAGGAGCAGGUGAUAGUCCUCUACAAUUCAAACCUGGGUUUCUUCAAGCGCAUCUAUGACUCAUUAGAUGUGGGCCUGAGUCCUAUUCAUCUACACGAGUCCCUAGAGGCCAUCAUGAGACAGCCUCUUGUCUACAUUAGAGGCAUGGUCCCCCAAGCCUGCUUCCAAGCGUUAUCAAGGUUAAGCCAGCUGUGUGAAGUAAGGCAACUCAAAGAUGUGGUGCAGUAUGAUCUCUUCCCCUCAGCUGACAUGAUCCUCAGCAUGAGCAAAAAAUUUGGCACAUGUACUGAGCACUGGGAGCAACAAGCUGGAGCAAACUCUGAAGUGAACAUGUCCACUAUGCCUGUGAGGAUGAAAACACAUAUGCCGCUUGACACCCAUAACAGAGAAUACAUGAGAUGGAGACAGCAGGGCCAGCGGAGGGACUUUAUUCAGGAAAAUAUUAAAAAGGUGCAAGAGAAAAGUGAACAGUUGCAGAAGCCAGAGGCUGCUGUAUUAAGGACGGAGCAGGCUGAAGCUAGACCAGCACACAACUACAGCAUCCAGACCUUCAACUCAAAUGAACAAGCCAAGGAGCUGCUUUGGAAAGAGAUGGCAAAGGUGCCAGGGCGGAGGUUCACCUACUGUCAACAUUACCACAGUGCUACAGUGGAGCCUGGAGAUGAGACCUCUAAAAAUGACUCCAGCUCAGUUACUACCUCUAGGAUUUGGCUCACAAGUACAAGGACUGAUGUGUCUAAAGUGCACCCCGGAUACCCAGAUGAGGCUCGUGUGGAAGAGCUGCGAAAGCCAUGGAGAGAGAACAUCCUACAUGCCAACACAUUGAAACCCAUUCUUGAACGGGACAAAUGGGCCUGGAGCCAGCGCCAUGAGGACUUUGAACUCUACAGCAAACCUCCCCCAUUCCUCAGCAUCCCUCCUGUUGUUAGGCUGUGCCACAAAACACUCAACUACUAGAUUUGUUAUGCCUUUUGUUGUGCUUCAUUUUGUUGUAUGAUGAUAUAUUUUUUCUUUCUUGUGAGUAACUGGCCAAAGGUUACCAAGAAUUAGUGUCAGUCCCUGAGAAUCAAAUAGUGAAAGCUUCUUUAUUGACUUGUGAAAUUUGUCAAGCAACAAAUUAAUAUACCAGAAUGCCAUACAGGCACAAGAUGUCACUUACUGCAGCCCACAUAACAGGCCCAUGGGAAUGGCUGUUAAACUGGUUUUUCUGUUGUUAUAUGAUAUAGUACCGAGGACACAAUUACACUUCAAUAAAGGUAUUACACUACAAAAAACACUUAAAGUGCUAGGUGGCCCACUUACUUACAUUCUCUAAAUUUUUAAGUGUUACUUUAGAUUGCUUACUUGAGAUUUUUAGAUUAGUUGCGCAAGUUACUUGCUAGCAGUGAUUUGUAUGCAAUAGAUCAAAUGGAUGGUAAAACAUAGGGAGCCAAGCAGGUUGGCAGACAAAAAUAAACAUUGAGCCAGUUAAGCAAAAUCACAACACAGCAUUAAGAUUUUCAGCAUUCACAACAUGUUAAUUAUAUUUCAUACGUUCAGACCUGACCUUGUCAAGGAAACAUUAUUUUCUGCACUACAGCAUGUGUCCAUCCAGCUGACAAAAAAGUAAUGUGUGACCAGAAGAACUGAUUUACAUGGGAGCUAUUUAGAAGCACAAAAGUUAAUGAGUAAGCAUUUGAAGAAGGAGAGAGACUUUAUGUAGGUCGAGCUGAGUCAAGCUUUGACUACAGUAAAGAGUUACAUAUGUGGUGUGAAACUUGUUCUAUUUUAUGAUGUAUAAAAACAGGCUGCCUAAUUUAAAUAUGAUCUGCAGUGGAGGUUCUCAUAGGGGAACAUAAAUUAAUGUUGUCUCUUCCCAGUCAGAGCUUGGUGCACACUCAGUGUAUCCUUUGUGGAAAUGACAGGACUGUAUCUUAGAAGCAAAUAUCAACUCUGUACAUAUUCUGAUUUCAUACAGUCCUGUCCAACAAGUGUCAGUAUCAGAUAUGGCAACCUAUUAAUUGUCUAUCAGGCUAAGUACAAAUAAGGCUAAGCUUAAAGUGUCUUUUGUCAACUUGUAUGUUAAGCAUUUGGCAGUCUCCAUUGUUUUGAAGUGGUUGGCACACCAAGUACUUUUUCUUGUCUUGCAAGCUCUGUGUGUGCCAUUGUGUUUUCAGUAUUUAAAUGGUGAGUAACACAAGGCCAUAACAUGGUAAGAUCUGCUAUGUGAUGGCGAUGGGAGACUAGGCUGUAACUAGCAUGAGUGCUCUGAAUAUAGAAGUCUAACAAUAUCCAAAAGUAGAUUUUUUCCUAUAACUGUCUGGGCUGUUGUCUCAGUAUCUAAAGCCAGUAUUGAUAUGUUUUGAUCAAAGUUCCAGAUGGUGGAUAUUUGAGCAAGUAUCAGUCUGUCUGCUGGGUCACACAUUUCCACACCACAUUGGAAAAUAAAUUUGUACUGGCAGAAACUUCAAUAUAACAGCAGCGAACAAAAUUCAUGUUUCUGUAAUGCUGAUCCAACCAUCCUGUGCAGUAAAAAUCAUUGUCCACCCUAUUUAGUUUAAUACUUAUAGGAAUAGUAAAGCAUCAGAUCUAUUGGAUGUUUAAUGUGUUGGUGUACUGUGGAUCCUCAGGUGACUGCAGAAAGAACAGCUUGAUGCAGCCAGAGCUCAGUACAGUCACUGGCUGAAGAGGCUGCUUCCUGUCAGCAGCACCGUCUCAGAGUUGUCACAUGGGAGGAAAUGGAAAGAGGAGCCUAAAAACUAUUCACUGAGGAAACCAGGCCUACAUCUCAAGCUCACCUGCCAGCAAGAGCACAGAUGUGUCGACCAUUCAGUGAAAAACUUACGGAAAAGGAGUAAAAACUGUGGUCAUGAAGACAUGUUGGAGGACUUUAUAGACACAUUCAACAGCCUCACCACUCUAGCCAUUGCCUCAACUGUGUGUGAUGAACCUCUGAAGAUCAAAGCAGAGGAAAUGGAGAGUGUGGCUUUGGCUCCAGGCCCCUGUACAAACUGCAGCUUCAGCAGCAAAAAUGGCUGCAUCCCAGGACACAUCUCUCUGUACAACAAGUCAGACUACAUGUCAGUUCAUGUUAGGACUUUUAUUUAAAAAGAGAGUGAGAUCCUAGAGAAAAUAUUUUAAAAAGUCUGUCUUAAUGUGGGAUGUUAUAUUAAUUCAUGCAGUGUAUACAUAAAAAAUAGCAUUCGUUGAGUGCCCUGCUUCUGACAGACAUGGUAAAUGGUCUUAUACUUAUAUAGCACUUUUCUAAGCUUUAUAGCACACUCAAAGCAUUUUCACACUAUUUGGCCAUUCACCUAUUAACACUCACAAAAGCUCACACAUUCCCACACCAGUCACCCCCAACAUGGAGAAGAGCAUUUUUAUUUUUCAAAGGUCUGCACCUAAAAUGAAAAUACAUCCAGCA